CGGGAGAAAUAAAGAAACAGAAAAGAAAGGGAGAGGGAUAAGAAGCGAGACCGUUACACGAGACAGGAAAGGGAGACCGGGGGAGGCUUUUUUUUUUUUUUCCUUCUCUUGUCGUCUCUUUUUCGACCGAGGCAACCGCAGGUGGAGAUGAAUGUGUCUAGUGCUGCCAUAGGAGGCAUGUUGCUACAGGUGCAGCAAGUGUAUCCGUUCCACGACGGCUGGAACGUGGCCUGUUUUGUCGUCCUUCUGCUCUUCAUCCUGACCGUCCUCUCCCUCGCUACCCUUGCCUUCCUCUACGAGUUGCUUGAUUGCGGCUGUUUCAUGAAAGGGAAAACGGUCAAAGACCUGCGGAGUGAACCUUCUGGAAAACCUGGCGCCGUGCAGUCCGGUUCCGACGCAGAAGUGGUCUAA
Chanos chanos (milkfish) is the source of this 411-nucleotide messenger RNA. RefSeq names its product small integral membrane protein 18 (gene smim18). Lineage: Eukaryota; Metazoa; Chordata; Actinopteri; Gonorynchiformes; Chanidae. The record is from RefSeq and is a predicted model, not a curated record. Bases 148 to 411 code for a protein of 87 amino acids. The transcript has 2 exons.